AUGCCCUCCGUGAAGCCUAUAAUUGCUUUCGCUCAACUUAAUGUUCCGGUUGAACUUCAGUCCUCCUUCGCCGGCUUCAAGGAACCUACACCCAUCCAAGCGUGCACCUGGCCGCCUGCCUUAGAGGGUCGCGAUGUCACUAAUAUCUCCACAAACAGUGGGAAAACUUUAGCAUUCGGUAUACCCGCGCUAUCACGACUUAUAAAGUCAAUUUCAAAAUCAUCGUCAAAGUCAGGGAAUUCGACGAUAUCCAUUCUAGUGCUCGCACCCACCCGUGAGCUUGCUCUUCAAACGCAUGAUACCCUCGCUGCGCUCGGAAAACCCUUUGGCAUUGCCAGUGUGGCCGUCUUUGGUGGCGUUCCGAAGGACCCACAGGUAAAAAUGCUCAAGAACGCGAGUAAGGCAAAGGAUGGUAUGACGACAAGAAUCAUUGUUGGGACGCCUGGGCGAAUUUUGGAUCUGAUGCAGGAAGGUGUCUGUGAUCUGAGUGGAGUGGACUAUCUUGUGCUAGAUGAAGCGGAUCGGAUGUUGGAUAAAGGUUUCGAGAAUGAUAUCCGAAAUAUCAUCUCCAGCACGAAACCUACAGCAGAAAGGCAGACGAUGAUGUUUAGCGCAACAUGGCCAGAGGCUGUUCGGCGAUUGGCUAGCACCUUCCAGACUAAUCCGGUGAGGGUAACAGUAGGAAGCGACGACUUGACAGCGAAUAGUCGCGUCGAGCAAAGCGUAGCCGUCUUUGACGACUCCCGUUCGAAAGACCAGAGGCUGUUAGCCCUUUUGCAAAAGCUAUCGCACAAGAAAACUUCUACUAAAGGUGCCUCCGAUUCGCUUAUCUUGAUUUUUGCCCUGUACAAGAAAGAAGCUUCACGUGUGGAGCAAAUGUUGAAGUACAAUGGGUAUUCUGUAGGUGCGCUGCAUGGAGAUAUGUCACAACCCGCACGGCUUGAGACCUUGGAAAACUUUAAAAACGGUACAACUGGCCUAAUGGUUGCGACCGACGUUGCAGCACGGGGACUGGAUAUCCCCAACGUCGGGGCAGUCAUCAACUAUACCUUUCCGCUGACCAUCGAGGAUUAUAUCCAUAGGAUAGGAAGAACGGGUCGGGGUGGAAAGACAGGAAAAUCGAUCACAUUUUUUACUGGGGACAACCACGAGCGAUCUCUCGCUGGCGAAUUUGCUCGAGUGUUGAGAGAGGGAGGGUUUGACUACGAAGGAUUGAAGAAGUUCCCGAUGACGAUCAAGAAAAAGGAGCAUAGCGCAUACGGAGCAUUUUUCCGAGAUGAUAUACCAGUUCCCAAGGGACCUACGAAGAUUGUUUUCUAGAGACGCUUCUUUGCUAGAGGAGACGCACCUUGUCUGUUACUUCAUUAGGCAUUACUGCGAUAUUACUGUGCCGGAGUAAAUGUACUGUCUGAUCUCUC
This is a messenger RNA of Laccaria bicolor S238N-H82, 1418 nucleotides long. RefSeq lists its product as uncharacterized. The coding region runs from base 1 to 1320 and encodes 439 amino acids. Gene Ontology annotation, biological process: rRNA processing. NCBI's taxonomy places the organism in Eukaryota, Fungi, Basidiomycota, Agaricomycetes, Agaricales, Hydnangiaceae. The transcript is spliced from 6 exons. Gene Ontology annotation, cellular component: nucleolus. The record is from RefSeq and is a predicted model, not a curated record. Gene Ontology annotation, molecular function: RNA helicase activity; ATP binding; RNA binding.